UUCCUCGUGCGGAUAUAAUUUCGACGCGAAACCGUGUCGUCGGGUCGAAUCGAUGCGCUCGGUCUUUCCUUUCUUUUCCACGAGUGAAACGAGCGAAGCAAACUCCGAAUAUUAUGCGUGCUACGGUUCAUGUCUCGUCGGCGUGUGUGCGUGCGUGUAUGCGUCGCGACGCGAGAACCAGAUAUACGGGCGUAUGUGCGCGUGGCAUUAAUUUGCGCGCAUUUCGCGAUAAUUGUGCGGGAUCGUAUUGUUGUCGGUUGGCCGUGGAGGCGUGGAGGCUGUGUCCAGCGUUGUUGCGCCAACUCUUUUGUUAUUCGGAUGGUGUUCGAGUUUUGUUCUCAGCGGCGCGCACCGCCUUUCGUCACGGCGCGUUAUUCGGUUUUCGUGGUCGGUUCCUCCCGAAAGAGUAACGACCUUAAAAGUUACGCCAACGCCGACUCAACACGCGGUUUCCCGUGCUUCUCUUCUUUGAACGCGACGCGUAUAUCCGUGCUCGAUUCGAUUCUUCUCUUCUCCUCUCUUCGAUUCGAAGAGAACUGGAAUCGUCCGAGAUAUCGUUUUAAAAGGAAAGGAAAGUUGGAAAAGGUAGUGGGCAUCGAGGCGUUGCCAAGGUCACGAGGGAGGAGCUGAGGUCAUCGCUGCACCUAUGUUGUGCGGCGAACUCCUGAACGGUGGCUUCGUGAGUGGUGGAGCGGUACCGGUGAUUCCCUACGGUCUCUUAGGAUUCUGGUUGCCCGGCUGUUUACGCGCUAGCAGCCCAACCUCUCUCAACUCGUCUUAUCUGACCCUGUUGGCCGAACUUCUGGCCACGGGCCACCAGGAUCGUCGAAACGAGCCGAUGGAUCUCGCAAACAGGAGCCACCAGGCUCCCACCAACGGGGCGCUCGACCUUGACCUCGACCUGCACGCCGACGACAUCGACGAGAACGUAUUUCUCGAAAACGGUCUGCUCUCUUUCGAGAAUCCCAAUUACCAUUUGGACCCGGCUCGCCUGGACGAUGCUCUGAACAGCAACGAGAACGGGAGUUCCCUGUACGAUGAAUUGUACCAAGAAUUGGUCGGGAACGGUGGCAGAAGCGGCGAAGUGACUGGCGGCGGCGGCGGGGGCGGUGGCACGAGGGUUCAAGCGCGCAGAACGUAUGCCACGUUGGAUCUGGGCAGCAUGGGGGUUGACGUCACCCAAGGUCCUCUCACCCAGGACUCCGUGACAGAGGACGCGCAAGACAACACCGACAACCAUAACCUAGGGUACAGCAGCGAGGGUGUUGCGGAGUCUGCUCUGGUCGACGAUACCCUCAACGGAAAUCCUCGAUCUUCGUCGUCGUCCUCCUCGAUUCUGGCUCCCGUACAGUCAGCAUCCGCGGACACGGUCGACGCUGCGAAUCUGUCCGAUUCGAGAAAUUAUUGCGAGAAAGCGGAUAACGAAACGACAGAGAUGGGAGGCGUUCCGCACGUGGAGGGUGGAUUGAACAGCGAGCUGUACGCGGUCCCUGUGAAGCGGAGGCAGCCCAAGGAUCAAAAGAACAAUGCCACUAUGCAGAACAAUAGCCAGGAGAAGCCCGCUGAGGUAGAUACGACCGAUUCCGAGGACAAAGAUGAGAAUCUGCCACCAGGAUGGCAGAAACACGAGGACGAGAACGGACCUUAUUACUGGCACGUGAAAAGCGGGAAUAUACAGAGAGAGCCACCCGAGGCGCCACCGCAUUCCAAAAGGGAGUCGCGCAGAAGCCUGAUCAAGGACAACGAUAGCAUAAACAACUUCCACACGUUAAGCGGCAUGGUGAAUACCGUCACCCGCAGUAACACGAGCUCGGCCUUGGAUCAAGAGUUGGAAAACAAGAGAAAAGUGGAGCUGGCUCUCAAGCGAAGAAGCUAUCCCGCACGAGCGGACUCCGAGGGCAGGGACAAACCUAUCAGAUUCGCCGUACGUUCCCUCGGGUGGACUGAAAUCGCGGAGGAAGAUUUGACGCCUGAAAGAAGCAGCAAGGCCGUCAACAAAUGUAUCGUAGACCUGUCCCUGGGAAGAAACGAUCUGCUGGACGUGGUUGGACGAUGGGGCGAUGGGAAAGACUUGUUCAUGGAUCUGGACGAGGGCGCGUUGAAACUAAUAGACCCGGAGAAUCUUACCGUGCUCAACACGCAACCGAUUCACACAGUGAGGGUGUGGGGCGUUGGCAGAGACCACUGCCGCGAAAGGGACUUUGCGUACGUGGCAAGAGACCGGUCCACUCGGAAACACAUGUGCCACGUGUUCCGUUGCGAUAUUCCGGCGCGCACGAUCGCCAACACGCUUCGCGACAUUUGCAAGAAGAUCAUGAUCGAGCGAUCGCAACACCAGAAUCUCGCGAAGCCGGUGGACAUCAAUGGGCGAACGAGCCUCGCCACGAGACCGACUAAUCUGCCCACGGAGCAUCGACGCUUCCAUAGAAACGGACAAGCGCUAGUCACGCAAUCAUUCCCAACACCGAUGGAAGAACCGAAGAAGGUGUUGCGAGCGCAAUAUCUCGGAUCCAUGCAGGUUUCUCAAGCGACUGGAAUGGAGGUUCUCAACGACGCGAUAGAUCACAUCGUGGCUAACACGCCUAUCAAUCAAUGGCGAAACGUGAACGUCGCCGUCGCGCCCAGCAUGAUCUCCAUCCUUACACCGAACGAGGAGAAACUUAUCACCGAGUGUCGAGUUCGUUAUCUGUCGUUCCUCGGAAUUGGUCGUAACGUGAAACAAUGCGCCUUCAUAAUGCACACAGCGCAAGAUCUUUUCAUCGCACACGUUUUCAACUGCGAGCCUAGCAGCGGAGCUCUUUGCAAAACUAUUGAAGCUGCUUGCAAGCUGAGGUACCAGAAAUGCUUAGACGCACAUCCUCAAGGGUUUAGAAACGCUAGCAGCCUCAACACCCCGAGCGGAAAAGGUCUUGGCGCCACGUUGAAGUCUUUGGUCGGCUCUCUGACUGGGCGUAGAAAUAAGCAGGUUGAUUCCUUCGCUCGUUCCUUCACAGGAACUGUGGCCGCUGCCUGCUGAGCGAGAAGUGAUCAGACACAAGCAUCUACAGUCACCUCUGACCUUGAAAUACUUCAGCGGAUCGCCACCUAGUGCAUCUCUCAGGUCACUCCUUUCGCCCUCUCUGGACAACAGGCGUAUUCAACUGGCCCGUUGGGAGAGCAAUCCUUAAGUGGAACGUAGCCGCAGGUCGAGCCAACCAACUAUCUCUCAAACAAGAAGAAAGAAAGAUGAAAGGAAGAAGAAAAAAAAAAAAGAGAGAAUCGUAUUCUUACGUUAACGACUGAAUCGUGAAUUCUGCAGAGUGCUAUACUAAUUACCACAGCUAUAGUGGACUACGCUUACGUGUGUCGAUAUGAUGUUAUGUAUGUUACACGCAGUGUCAGACAAAAAGAAAAAAUAAAAAAAGAAAAGAUAAAAAUAUAUCGCCUUUGAGAAAGAAAGGCGGUGGAAGUUCGUGGAUUGGGGCCACGAAACUGGAGGUAGGAUUCUCAAGGUCGUCGCGUCCCUCGGGCGAACGUUUUCACGGGAUGAGAUCCUUGGAGAGAAACAAAGGCCGCGUAGAUCAGCGUCUAGAUCGUGUUGCGAAACUACGUUUCGAGAACAGAGGGAAUCCUGCAACGAUUUGGGACAGAGAUAGAGCGAAUAUCUGUAUAUAUACGGAAUGGUAAUUUAUCGCGCUAAAUUUAAUAAUAAAUCGCUGGAUUUAAAGGAAGUCCAGAGGAGGAGUGAAAGGGGAACGAUGCGUGAGUGACGGAAUGACUGAGGUAACGUUCUAGCGUAUCCACGAGGCAUUCGAAGAUUAAAAAGAGACGAACAAGCUAUAGAGAGCUUAAAUGUAUAACUUACAUGUGUAUUCUCGGAUGUACAGAUUAGAGAAACGAGAACGAGGAUGACCAGACCACACGAAAUAAACACGUAAUACACGCAUUAUAUAGAAGAGACACAUAUAGGAAUUCACGCGAUACAGGAAUACACAGGAGGUCUUUACACAGGUGUUCGUUAUGUAUAUGCAUACAUAAACACAGACGCGCGUACAGAUACACGGACACUUACUUACACGAGCAGGUAAUAGGAAGUUUAUUUUUUAUGGUGAAUUAUAGAAGAGUUUGCACCUUUUUGAAACGAAGGCGAUUAAAUGUGUUAGCGCGACCGUCCUUUAAAUCCACGGGAAGAAAGAGAUCGAAUUUACCAAGCUUUACGUACCGAUUUUGAGACUCGCAAUAAGAAAACAGUAUAUAUAAUAUAUAUACAUAUAUAUAAAUAUAUAUAUAUGUAUAUAAGUAUAUAUUAUUGUACGCACAAUCGUUGUGCAAUAACGCUAAUGCCUACACAAAACGAUUAACAAUUUCAUUCUGUUGAAACGGUGUAACGACUCGUCAUCGUUGCAUCGUUGUCGUCGUCGUUGUAACGCGCCUCGCUGAACAAAUUAAUUAUCGCUGAACUCCAUCAUACGCCCAGAUACUGGAAUGGCGUGAAAAUUUUUAGCCAUAAUAAAGUUCCGUGUUUGAAAAAAGAAUGAAAGAAAGAAAGAAAGAAAUAUCCAGCAACUUGCCAGCAGGGAGCUUAUUCACCGCCACGACGAUAUCCCGUUCUCCGGAACGGUUCGAACGUUGACGCUUUGACUCUUGCACGCGUGUGUCACGCGAUCACGGAGAGAAAUAAAUAUAUUGCGUACACGUAUGUAUUAUCCGCAAACUCAUUAUUCGCACGUGCACAGCGUCGAAUGCAUCUUUUCACACGCGGCGAACGUUUUCCAAGAUACCUGAAGACUUGGAACCGACAGAGUCGCUUCCUCUGCGCGUUCUUGUCAACGGAAAUCGUAUCACGUUUUCAUAAAAAGUUACACGUAUUCCGCGAGUCAUUGUAACAAUUCUCGGAAUCAUUGUUCGCGAGUACAGGACCACGCAAGCACGACUCCGACGACUCGAAAUGAUACUCCAAGUUUAUCGUCGACGAAGUGCUCGCGAUGCCUAAUGUCAAUCAGUAGCUUAGAGAAACCCGUGAAUAAUAAUUAAACCCGUAUGUACGUGUAUCAUCGUGCGCCGUUCGGUUCGUUUUCUAUCGUAUUAGCUUUAGGCCAAUUUUCCAUACCAGCGCCGAAUUUUUGCAGCAAAUCGCAGCGAGUUGUACAGAAGAGAACGAAGAAGAAGGUCUACUUCGUCCGAUCCUUGAUUAUUUUCGUACGAUUACCUCGCGAUUAGACACGUGACGAUGUCGCGAACCGACGUCUCGUCCACGAACGAUUAUAUAUACGCUAAUUGAGAACAGUGACCAUCGUCUAGCUUUCAUUCGCUCGUUCAAUCGCGCUUCUCGCGUUUCACCGAAAACGUUCCUAAGAAAAUAGCGCUACUCUGGUUUGGCUCUACGUUUGGUGCAAACAAAUAUCGCGACGAAUAGACGGAGAAAAUAUAGGUGUCCGACAAAUUGCUGUGCAACGAUCCGGAACGAACCAGAGAGAGAAACAAGACGAAACGGGACAAGAAGCGGCAAAAGCCAUCGGUCGUUUACGUAACGAUAUGUGUACUGUCAGUAAGAAAGUUACCAACAGUAGGUCAGUGUUAAUGUCCCGGAACGAGAGAUUAUUUUGUUCGAAGGGAAAACCGUCGGACGGAAUAAAAAUCUCUCUCGUUGUCUCUCUUCUCGAAAAAGAGAGAAAGAGAGAGAGACAACGAGAGAGAAAGAGAGAGAGAGAGAAAAAGGAGAAAGACUUCCGAUGACUCUCUUGCUCGCAGUGCAUCUUGAUCGUCCAUCGAUGACGGCCACACGUCGUGGGAGCCAUCGUCAUUGCAAAAGAUACAAAGUUGUGCGGGACCCAGAACGAAGAGAUAUUUCUAUGUAGCGUUUAAAUAAGAAGGAUGGCUGGCCGGAUAUAGGGAAGAAGGUUGAGUGCAUAGAGCAUGAAUGUGUAGAGGAUGUAAGAAAGAGGAACGCGUGCGUGAUGUAGAGUUGCUUGGUGAGGGAUUUUCAUGUGACAAUUAUAUCUAGAUGAGGAUGUAUAUCUAGAUAAGGGACAGAAUAGCGAAGAUGAUUUUCAUUCUUUGUAUAUAAGAAAAAAAAAAAAAUACACGUUACGAGGAUCACCUGCCUUUUACUGUAAAGAAGAUGAGGAAGGAAGAAAAACAAAAAAAAGAAAAAAAAGAAUGUGGAACGUUAACGAAUGUUAUUAAACGAGAGAUGAUAAUUACUGCGUUCGCGAAACGCCUCGUCUCUUGGCUGAGUAGUUACGAAUGUUAUAAAUCGGAAGAGAAAGUCCUUCAAAAGGGCGACAAGUAUUAUUACACCGUGGCUCUUUUCGGAAAUUCCCUUUCGAUCUAUCCGCAGCUUCGAAAUUUCCUUUCACCCCCUAUAUCUUUUUUGCGUUCCUUCCAUUAUCUGGUCACUCUCAAUCUCUACGCGGAUAGACUUGAGAACCAUGUCACGAACAAUAAUUGAACACGAAAUAUCGCGCGACGAGGCCUCCCGUGCGACCCUAACUCCGGAAACUCGGAUCCUCUAUUUUACAAAAAGAAAGAACCAGCAACGUUUCUUCUGCUAUUGAUAUAUCGUUGAUACGAUUUCUUGCUUUGAUAUACAUAUAAAUAUAUAUAUAUAUAUAUAAAUAUAUAUAUAGUUGUUGAAUUUAUAUUAUCGUAAUGUUAGAUCGAGCGAGCGAUCGAGGGUGGCACGAGACAGCCUCGAGGGCGCGACGUGUGAAGAUAUAAUGUGGUAUGGAUGUAAAUAUUAUUAUACAUUCUCGUAUAAAAAUGUAAUAAACCAAAGAGGCGAAAAGAAAGAUCGAGACGAAAGUUAAGGUUAGCGUCGUUGCACCUAUAAAAAAAGAAAAAAUUGAAACAACUGACAUAUUAUUCAGGAGUACAUUUACAUACAUACAUAUAUACAUAUACACGCGACACACAAGCACAUUCAUUACACAUAAAAAAAACAUACACAUACACAUAUUCACAAACUACACGUAGCUUAACUGUCUCCUUAAUAUAGGUGUUGACAUGUCGCCAAGAAGGAUACGAGAGUAUCGUUGAAAAUACGAGAAAAUACCACUCGAGGGUUGAAAGUGAUGAAAAAAAGGAGGUGGAGGAGGGUAAAGGAGAAGGGAAGCCACUUAUAACUGACAUAGAAUAGUGCAAACCUAACUAUAUUUACUGUGACAUGUAAUAUCCUUAACGACAAAAAAAAUGCGAUCUAUUUGAUAGGAGAAUUGUUCUGCACAAACACGAUGCUUCAUUGAUAAUUAUAGUGUCUCUCUCUCUCUCUCUCUCUCUCUCUUUCUCUCUCUCUCUUUCUCUAUCUCUCUAUCUUCAAAAAAUACGUACCUCUCUAUACCUUAUGGCAAUUAAAUGUAUCCAACACGAUAUUUUCGAUCGACAAUUCGUUUCGGGAAAUCGAGAACGAACGCUAUCCGCGUUCGAGCGCCAACUAUCGACUAUCGUUUUACUCGAUUCGAGCUCAUCAAAAGAAUCACGCAUAGACAUCAUCGAACGAUCAUUGUUAAUUCUAAUUGUAAUAUCACGAUCAUUGUCGUCGCCUCGAGUAUAGGGAAUUCACAGUCAUCCUCAUGUCGCGUAAUUUAAUAAUAAAAAUAAAUUCUAAAAUGGAAAAAGAAGAUAUCGCUAUCACUGAUUAUCAAAAAAUGGAAAAACGAAGAAGAAACAUGAGAAUAAGAGGAGAAGGAGAGGAAAAUAAUGUAUUCGUAUAAUAAUGCUCGCGUGACGAUCGGCUUUUGGAAGCGUCGCGCGAUCGAUUAAACGUAUUGUAACGUGGACGAUAAAAAACGAUCGAUUUUUCCGUCGACGUUACGAAAAAAUCCCAAGCGAGCGUCGUUAUUCAAGAGCAAGCCAACGAGAUUCUAUUUGGAACAUUUUAGGUAAUUAUUUUCCGUUCUUUCGUUUUUCCUUGGAAUAGAAUCUCGGUGUGCGCGUGUAUCUUGAAACGAGAACAAGUUCUAAAAGGAGUGAGGAGAGAAAGAAAAAAACUGAACGACGCGUUUCGUUAUAUUCGACGAGUCCACGUGUCAUUUUUAGAGCGUACGAAAGGACAAAACACUUUGUAUGCACCUCCCCCCCCCCUCCCUCCCCCAUUGUUCAUGCCCAUUUGUAUUGCGUAGAUGGACCGAUCGAUAAUUAUAAACGAACGUGAGAAUACUAUUAUAUAUAUAUAUAUAUAAAUAUAUAUAUAUAAAAGAGCGACAGAACGAAACACUACUGUAACUACACCUGCCUCUUGUGAAUAAAUGCCUAUUUGUUUCUUUUCAA
Messenger RNA from Apis cerana (Asiatic honeybee), 8247 nucleotides. Its product is annotated as protein Fe65 homolog. Gene Ontology annotation, molecular function: amyloid-beta binding; transcription factor binding. Gene Ontology annotation, biological process: regulation of DNA-templated transcription. NCBI's taxonomy places the organism in Eukaryota, Metazoa, Arthropoda, Insecta, Hymenoptera, Apidae. Gene Ontology annotation, cellular component: cytoplasm; nucleus. The record is from RefSeq and is a predicted model, not a curated record.